Loxodonta africana (African savanna elephant) is the source of this 1533-nucleotide messenger RNA. RefSeq names its product bone morphogenetic protein receptor type 1B (gene BMPR1B). The coding region runs from base 18 to 1526 and encodes 502 amino acids. NCBI's taxonomy places the organism in Eukaryota, Metazoa, Chordata, Mammalia, Proboscidea, Elephantidae. The record is from RefSeq and is a predicted model, not a curated record. Gene Ontology annotation, cellular component: plasma membrane; signaling receptor complex. Gene Ontology annotation, molecular function: SMAD binding; ATP binding; transforming growth factor beta receptor activity, type I. Gene Ontology annotation, biological process: BMP signaling pathway; cellular response to growth factor stimulus; dorsal/ventral pattern formation. The transcript has 10 exons.
CAAACUUCCUGGAUAACAUGCUUUUGCGAAGUUCUGGAAAAUUAAGUGUGGGCACCAAGAAAGAGGAUGGUGAGAGUACAGCUCCCACCCCUCGUCCGAAGAUCUUGCGUUGUAAGUGCCACCACCAUUGUCCAGAAGACUCAGUCAACAAUAUUUGCAGCACAGACGGAUACUGUUUCACAAUGAUAGAAGAAGAUGAUUCUGGGAUGCCUGUGGUCACUUCAGGAUGUCUAGGACUAGAAGGCUCGGAUUUUCAGUGUCGGGACACUCCCAUUCCCCAUCAGAGAAGAUCAAUUGAAUGCUGCACAGAACGGAACGAGUGUAAUAAAGAUUUACACCCUACACUCCCUCCACUGAAAAACAGAGACUUUAUUGAUGGACCUAUACACCACAAGGCUUUACUGAUAUCUGUGACUGUCUGUAGUUUGCUCUUGGUCUUUAUCAUUUUAUUCUGUUACUUCAGGUAUAAAAGACAAGAAACCAGACCUCGGUAUAGCAUUGGGCUAGAACAGGAUGAGACAUACAUUCCUCCUGGAGAAUCCUUGAGAGACUUAAUUGAACAGUCUCAAAGCUCAGGAAGUGGAUCAGGGCUCCCUCUGCUGGUCCAAAGGACUAUAGCUAAGCAGAUUCAGAUGGUGAAACAGAUUGGAAAAGGUCGCUAUGGGGAAGUUUGGAUGGGAAAGUGGCGUGGCGAAAAGGUAGCUGUGAAAGUAUUCUUCACCACGGAGGAAGCCAGCUGGUUCAGAGAGACAGAAAUAUAUCAGACAGUGUUGAUGAGGCAUGAAAAUAUUUUGGGGUUCAUUGCUGCAGAUAUCAAAGGGACAGGGUCUUGGACACAACUGUACCUAAUCACAGACUAUCAUGAAAAUGGGUCCCUCUAUGAUUAUCUGAAGUCCACCACCCUAGAUACUAAAUCAAUGCUGAAAUUAGCCUAUUCUUCUGUUAGUGGCUUAUGUCACUUACACACGGAAAUCUUUAGUACUCAAGGCAAACCAGCUAUUGCCCAUCGAGAUCUGAAAAGUAAGAACAUCCUGGUGAAGAAAAAUGGAACUUGCUGUAUAGCUGACCUCGGCCUGGCUGUUAAAUUUAUUAGUGAUACAAAUGAAGUUGACAUACCACCCAACACUAGAGUUGGCACCAAACGCUAUAUGCCUCCUGAAGUGUUGGAUGAGAGCUUGAAUCGAAAUCACUUUCAGUCCUAUAUCAUGGCGGACAUGUACAGUUUUGGACUCAUCCUUUGGGAGAUUGCUAGGAGAUGUGUAUCAGGAGGUAUUGUAGAGGAAUACCAGCUUCCCUAUCAUGACCUGGUGCCCAGUGACCCCUCGUAUGAGGACAUGAGAGAGAUUGUGUGUAUUAAGAAGCUACGUCCCUCGUUCCCCAAUCGGUGGAGUAGUGAUGAGUGCCUACGGCAGAUGGGGAAACUCAUGACAGAGUGCUGGGCUCACAACCCUGCAUCUCGGCUGACAGCCCUGCGCGUGAAGAAAACACUGGCCAAAAUGUCAGAGUCCCAGGACAUUAAACUCUGAUUUGAAG